Messenger RNA from Brassica napus (rape), 882 nucleotides. RefSeq lists its product as uncharacterized. The transcript has a single exon. Bases 1 to 882 code for a protein of 293 amino acids. Lineage: Eukaryota; Viridiplantae; Streptophyta; Magnoliopsida; Brassicales; Brassicaceae. The record is from RefSeq and is a predicted model, not a curated record.
AUGGGAGAUAUUGUGGAAGCAACCGGCAAGGUGAAAGAAGGAGGAGGGUCCUCUUCGAUUAAGUGUCCCAUGCUUAACCAAACAAAUUAUACAGUAUGGGUUAAGAGGAUGAGAAUCACAUUGAAAGUACAUGAGGUUUGGGAAGCAAUAGAGACAGAGACUGCGAGUGCUAAGAAAAACGACCUAGCACUAGCAUUGUUGUUUCAAUCCAAACCAGAAACGCUAAUCUUGCAAGUAGGAGAGCUUGAUAAAGCUAAGCAAGUAUGGGAAGCCAUUAAAGCAAGAUACGUGGGAGCAGAACGAGUAAAAGAAGCAAGACUACAGACGUUGAUGAACGAGUUUGAUAGACUAAAGAUGAAAGAGACCGAGAGUAUAGACGACUUUGGUGGAAAAUUAUCAGAACUCGCCUCCAAGUCAUCCGCGUUGGGAGUUAUCAUCGAGGAAGCCAAGCUGGUGAAAAAAUUUCUCUCAAGUUUACCUCGAAAGAAAUACAUACACAUUGUAGCUUCUCUCGAACAGGUGUUGGACCCUAACAAAAGAAACUUUGAAGACAUCACUGGACGUUUGAAGGCAUACGAAGAAAGAAUAUUAGAUGAAGAAGAUGGAGAAGAAGAUCAAACUAAAUUGAUGUACACAAAUAAUGAUGGACAAAGCGGCCAAACCAACCAAUCAAAUCGGUCAUAUUCUUCAGACAACUCAAACUACUACCAAGGAGAUUCAUCUAGAGGAAGAGGUAGAGGAGGCGGCAGACAUCCUUACAACAACAGAGGAAGGGGACGUGGCCGUUAUAAUGGAGGCCACUUUGUUGGCCACUUUGUUGUUUGUUGGCCACUUUGUUGCACAAUGUCCGAAACUUCUUCUCAAACUACAAGAGACUCAUGA